AUGAUUGAAAAAGUUGACGUUCUCAUCUGCGGCAGUGGAAGCGCAGGUCUCUGUGCUGCAACCUGGCUCGCUCGCCAUGGAAUCCGCUGCAAGAUUCUAGAGCGGCGUGACUGUCCUUUAGCCCUGGGCCAAGCAGAUGGUGUACAAUGUCGUACCGUUGAAAUAUUCGACAGUUUUGAUAUCGGUGACGAGCUCUUACGUGAGGCCUACCAUGUCCUCGAGGUCGCAUUUUGGGCAGAGCAAGAUGCCAAGGGAAAUGUCAUCAAGCGAAUGGGUAGGACAGCAGAUACCCAACCGGGACUGUCGCAUCAGCCCCAUGUCAUCUUGAACCAGGCUCGUAUCAACAAUCUCUUGAUUGAGGCAAUGCGUCGGUUCAACAACCAAGAUAUCGACUACGGUUAUGACAUCAAGCACCUCGAGGUAGACAGCGAGCAGGCCAAGGAUCCUCUGGCUUAUCCUGUUAAGGUAAUCGCUAGGAAGAAUGGUCAAUUGGUAGAGUUUGAAGCUAAGUACGCGUUGGCUUGCGAUGGCGCCCACAGUAUAGUCCGUCGCGCUUUAGACUUCAACAUGCUGGGUGACAGCAGUGAUGCGGUUUGGGGCGUCAUGGACAUGGUGCCUCGAACAGAUUUCCCGGAUAUUAGGAAAAAGGCGACUAUCCGGUCAGGGGCAGGAAAUUUGCUAAUCAUUCCUCGGGAAGGUGAUGCCUACAACCUGGUUCGAUUUUAUAUCGAACUCCCGAGAGGAACAAAGCCAGGACGUGUUAAGCUCGAAGAUCUACAAAGUACUGCUAAGCAUAUCCUUGGGCAGUUCAAGGUAGAGUUUGUGGAGACUGUGUGGUGGUCUGCCUAUUCUAUCGGACAGCGUCAUGCCGAUAAUUUCCACAAACAUCAUCGUGUUUUUCUCGCUGGUGAUGCUUGCCACACGCAUUCACCUAAAGCUGGCCAGGGUAUGAACGUUAGCCUGCAGGAUGGCUAUAACAUUGGCUGGAAGUUAGCGUCUGUCCUGAAAGGCUUAUCGACACCAUCAUUACUGGAAACCUACGUUCUAGAGCGGAAAAAAACAGCCAUUGAUCUUAUUGAAUUUGAUCGCUACUUUUCUAAACUGUUUUCUUCAACAGAAAAAACAUCACCUGAGGACUUUCAGAAGGGGUUUAUUCAGUCUGGAAAGUAUACUGCCGGUCUGACUGCGAAAUACGACUUGUCACCUAUUACUUCUACUAUGGAUGAGACAGCACAGCUCGCCACUAACGUGAUCGUUGGAAUGAGAUUACCUAGCUCUCAGGUUGUGCGAUACUGUGAUUCGAAGCCAGUGCAACUUAUGGACUCUCUCAAGUCAGACGGCCGCUGGCGGGUGAUAACUUUCGUGGGUGACUUGCAGCUGGCCCAGAAUAAAACGAAGUUAGCAAACAUCGACAAGUAUUGGAGUUCUAGCAAAAGUCCAAGCCAUCGAUUCACCCCCUCGGGUGAUGAUGUUGACAGUUUGAUUGAACUGAUCUUAGUGGCAUAUGGAAAUCGCCAUUCCAUAGAGCCGGAUGACAUUCCUUUAUCUUUCUCUCCCUUAUCAGGGAAGCAUAAGACCCGGGAUCUUCAUAAGAUACUCUUCGAUGAUGAAAGUUAUGACAAGGCUCAUGGUCACCUGUACGAAUACCUUGGCAUCAGUCCUCAGAAAGGAACCUUCAUUAUCGUCCGCCCUGAUCAGUAUGUCUCCGCUGUUCUACCUGUAGAAAGGUUCGAACAGAUUGGAACCUUUUUUGACGGGGUUCUAAUUGCUUCCCACAAAGACCAAGCCAGAUUGUAA
Molecule: messenger RNA, 1797 nt
Organism: Penicillium macrosclerotiorum
Lineage: Eukaryota; Fungi; Ascomycota; Eurotiomycetes; Eurotiales; Aspergillaceae
Exons: 4
Coding region: 1-1797 (598 amino acids)
Molecular function (GO): FAD binding
Source: RefSeq, a predicted model, not a curated record